Messenger RNA from Danio aesculapii, 3837 nucleotides. It is a transcript of the gene agpat5, whose product is annotated as 1-acylglycerol-3-phosphate O-acyltransferase 5 (lysophosphatidic acid acyltransferase, epsilon). Gene Ontology annotation, molecular function: acyltransferase activity. Bases 418 to 1515 code for a protein of 365 amino acids. Gene Ontology annotation, cellular component: mitochondrion; endomembrane system. The record is from RefSeq and is a predicted model, not a curated record. NCBI's taxonomy places the organism in Eukaryota, Metazoa, Chordata, Actinopteri, Cypriniformes, Danionidae. The transcript has 8 exons.
GGUCUUGUUUAAAAUAGCUUAGAACUUUUGUCUCUAGAUUGUCCUCUGGGUGAUUUAUCAAGUAAUGACUGGCAUCUGCUUUUAAUUAUUUUUUUUCGAGAAGUGGUCAGAGUAUUAUCACCUCUUUAUGAACCGAACCGUGCCUUAUAUAAGACCAGAGCCAUACUUAAGAAAGUUCUAAUAACAGCGAUGCCAUGCUUAAACCUGGAGUACAUUUCCGGAAGAUGUGAUGUUUCGUGCAAACACUUUUCUCCUUUAUCGAAGUCAUUUGCACGUCUAUUCAAUUAAUUUGUGAUCGACUAAGAGUUUUGGCGAAAAUAUCGAUGCAUUUCGGGCGGUCACUAAGGACACCGGUAAAGAAUAGCAGCUGUUUGGGGAUAUCAUUCACUAGGGUCAUUUCGCCUUUUUCCUGUCAAAAUGCUGCUCUCUCUGGUCGUACACACGUACUCUUUGCGAUACUGGCUUCCGACGGCGGUGAUGCUGGGCACGGCUCCGGCUUACCUGCUGUCCUGGAGCGUUUGGCGGCUGCUGUCUGCUAUAUUACCGGCCAGACUCUAUCACACUGUGGAUGACCGUGCCUAUUCAGUCUAUCAGAGCAUGGUCCUGUUCUUCUUCGAGAAUUACACGGGAGUGGAGAUUGUCAUAUAUGGGGAAAUACCAAAGAAGAAGGAGAAUGUGGUUUAUUUGUCAAACCAUCAAUCUACAGCUGACUGGAUUAUUGCUGAUAUGUUAGCCAUUCGACAAAACGCACUCGGACACGUUAGAUAUGUCCUGAAAGAUGGUUUGAAGUGGCUCCCUCUGUAUGGAUGGUAUUUCUCACAGCAUGGAGGUGUGUAUGUGAAAAGAAGUGCCAACUUUGAUGAGAAAGCCAUGAAGAAGAAACUAUCAUCUCAGACCAGACUGAGCACACCUAUGUAUCUUGUCAUCUUCCCAGAGGGAACCCGCUACAACCCUGAGCUUAAGAAAGUUAUCAGUGACAGUCAAGCUUUUGCUGCUAAACAAGGACUUGCUGUGCUGAACCACAUUUUAACACCGAGAAUGAAAGCGUCGCACGUUGCCAUUGAGACUAUGCGGGAACACCUGGACGCUGUCUAUGACAUAACCGUUGCAUAUGAGGGCACUCUUACAGCCGACGGCCAGAGACAUCCCGCUCCUACAAUGCCAGAGUUUCUGUGUAAGGAAUGCCCCAGGGUGCAUAUCCACAUCAGCCGUGUAGACAUAAAGGAAAUUCCUGCUGAGCCUGACGUUUUCCGCAGGUGGCUACAUCAAAGAUUUGAAAUCAAGGACCAGCUUCUGACCACUUUCUAUGAGUCUGAAGACUCUGCCAAAAAGUGCAGGUUUCCUGGAGAGGGUCGUAAAUCACCUCUUAGUCUUUCGAAGACAUUGCCUUCUCUGCUGGUUUUGGGUGGCCUCACUUUUCCAAUGCUGUUAACGGAGUCAGGUAGAAAACUCUAUCUCAAUACCUGGCUCUAUGGGACUCUGAUCGGAUGGAUUUGGGUCGGUCUAAGUCCAUGACAUAGCCAUACUGGAGAAGAAAAAAUAUCCAGCUCAUAUCAGCGAUUUUAGGUUUGGUAAUCGAAUGUCAUUCUUCAGUUUUAGCUCUUAGUCUACCGUUAACCAUUAUCUUAUUAUUUACUGAAAAGUGUGUCACUUGUUUCCGGUUUUAUUUUCACUCUAGUAGAAUGUAAACGGUUCUACCGUAUGCACUGCAAAGAAGCAAAUAAACAACAUAAACAUUCCCGUUUACAACACACCAAUGCAUCGCUGCGCAAAGUAACCAAUGUCAACAGAGAUGCUGUGUUGGGUUUUUGUCACAUUAGCGUGUUUUCUGUUGGUAUUGGGUGGAAUUCUGCAAGUCAAUAACCAUAUUCCGGUAAUCGUCCAUGAUGAUUAGCUCCUGUCCCUUCCAUUGCAUCACCUCAUUUUAGUACGUAAAUUCAGUGUUAACGUUUCGUUUCUCAACUAUAACCUCAAAGCAGACAUUUGAAGCGAAUAACUAAAUGUCAUGCAGAGACAAUGUUUUGUAUUAACCCAUAGCAGGCCUGGACCUUGUGCCCUUACAAGUAUGCAAUUUUUCUCUCUCUCUAUCUGUAAUUCUGGAUUUUAUUAAUGGUUUAUAAUGGCAGGAUGUUAUUAAUGGUUUACAGGGCCUAUUUUUCAAAGUUUUUGAGGUAAACCAGUUGGAUAAGCAUUAGAUUUUGGUAUCGUUUCACAUCGCUCAUCUUGUAUUCGAAUUAAAACAAUGUCCAUCAUGUAUAGCAUUUUAUUUUGAAGCAUUUGCACUAUUGUUUCAGACUUGGUUGCCAAAUGUGGUGGUUGGAAGGGUGUUGAUUUAAAUAAGUAAAAUUAAUUGUUCCAGACUGUGUUUUUUGCUUUUGUUUGAAGAAUUUUCAGGUUUUUUUGUCUAUAAAUUUGAUCAAGAGCAAUAAUUUGGUCUACAUAAUAGAGUAGUCACGACACUGGGUACGAAUCAGUACUGAAAUUUUAAAAACGUUCAUUUCCUGUGAACAUUUAAGCACUGUGGAGCACGUUCUUAAACAGCGCUGAUUUGCCAUUGUGUUCACAUGCUCAACAGAAAUGACUGUUAUUGGCCGUGAAGGUCAUCGGUUCACCAAACUCACCGCUGUUUAGAUUAGAUUCAACUUUAUUGUCAUUACACAUGUACAAGUACAAGGCAACGAAAUGCAGCUUCGGUCUAACCAGCAGUGCAAUUGACCAGCAGUGCUAACCAGCAGUUUACUGAGUGUAACCACAGAUACAGGGACACUGGAGUGUUUUAAAGUGAUGCCAAUUAGCUGGUUUGUCUAUAAGCUGACAUAUGAGUGAUGCGCUGAUGAAUCGUGGCUUUAAAACGCUCCAGUGUCCCUGUAUCUGUGGUUACACUCAGUAAACAGCGGUGAAUUCGGUGAACUGAUUACCUUCACGGUCAAUCACAGUCAUUUCUGUUGAGCACGUGAACACAAUGGCAAAUCAGCGCUGUUUAUAAACGCGCUCAAAUGUUCGCGGGAAAUGGACGCUUUUAAAAUUUCAGUAUUGAUUGGUAUUCUAGUAUCGUGACAACCCUACUACAUAAUAAGACUGUGAUAUUUUAUUAUGGACAGUAUUGGUUUAUUUUAAUGUACAAUCUCUGACCUCACCUUGUUUAAAUCCUACUUCAGCGAUUGGUUGCUUUCAUUAGCACUAUCCAAUUGAAUUCAAUCUUAACUAUUUGUUGAUUUAAAAAAAACUGUUAAUUAAAUGCUGCUGGAGCUUUGUAGCUGUAGUAGCCCAUAGGCGUUGGCUUCAGCUGAGCUGCCUUUGGAAGAUUCUAGAUCUAAAGAUUUAAAGUAUUUGUGGACUUAUAGGUGAUUGCACCCACUCUUAGCUUGUAAUGUGUGAUUGUCACUGAAAUCCACAAAUAUAUUGAUAGGAAAUGUGAACGUAUGGAAACACACAGCAUAUAAGGCAGUAUGAAAAAGUCAGAAAGCACACACUGUUAUCUUAUCAAGCCCUGAAAUACAGAAUUGACUGUCUGUGAAGAGAAUCAUGUGUCGUGUGUUUGGAUAACCCACUGUCUGUAAAGAGACUCGUGUAUGAUUGGAUAAAAGCAUCUGCCAAAUGAUGAAUUGUGUGUGCGUAAAUGUUCAUUGUCUGUACUUCUCAUGUACAUGUUGCUUCUUUUAAUAAUACAGAUGCUUUGUUUGAUUUUGUUUGAGGUGUUAAUCUUUUCUUUUCGGUAUAUUUUUGCAGGGAAAGUGGUGUUAGUUUCUAUUAUCAUUUUUAUUUUCUUUUUUAAAAGAUGUAUCAAAUUCAGGAGUGUUUAAUAAAGGAAACUGAAAAUGUGCAGUGCUGCGGGUA